CUGAUCGCCGCGUGACGUCACGACGCCGCUCUAUCGCCUCGGGACGCGGCCGGGGUCUUGUCAACCUGGGAGCAGCGGCGAUUAUCACCGUCGAUUGUUGUUAUUAUAAUUCAUCGACGUGGUGUGUCAAUAACCACGUUGUGAACCGGUAGGGAGGUGCGUGUUGGUGUUGUUGUGGAGAGGAAGAAGGCCCCCCGCCAGCCUCCAGGAGGAAGAGCGAGGGAAGCGAACAUCUCGCCGGCGGCUUCAUGGAGAAGUGCGACAAAGCCGAGUCCAUCCUCAAAGGCUUCACCCUCAACUGGAUGAACCUGCGGGAUGCAGAGAGUGGCAAGGUGCUGUGGCAGGGCACGGAGGACCUGUCGGUGCCCGGGGUGGAGCACGAAGCACGCGUGCCCAAGAAGAUUCUAAAAUGCCGCGCGGUGUCUCGGGAGAUCAACUUCUCAUCCGCUGAACAGAUGGACAAAUUUCGCCUGGAGCAGAAGGUGUUCUUCAAGGGACAAUGUCUGGAAGAGUGGUACUUUGAGUUUGGGUUUGUGAUCCCCAACUCGACCAACACCUGGCAGUCGCUCAUCGAAGCCGCGCCCGAGUCGCAGAUGAUGCCGGCCAACGUGCUCAAUGGAAACGUCGUAAUAGAGACAAAUUUUUUCGACGACGAAGUCCUCGUCAGCACCUCCAAGGUGCGGCUCUUCUACGUGUGAGCUUAUGUCGGGCGUCGCUCACCACUCGCUUGCUCACUUAUUUACACACUUCUACACUCAGCCAUUCAUUCACUCACUCGCACGCUCGCUCACUUAAUCACUUAUACAUCUGUUCACCCGCUCGCAUGUUAACCCUCUCGGCCACUAACUCAUUGACUCACCCAGCCACUAACGCCCUCACUCGCUCACCCAUCCACCCAUCCUCUUGCUCACUCACACCAGCACACCCAUCCACUGCACUUCCACAUAUGUGCUUGCCGACACAUUCACACUGACCCACACACUUGCACAUCAACAAAAGAAUUUCCUCGCCACACACCUACACUUGCUCACAUCACAAAUCCACCCACUCACCCGCACACCCACCCAUCCAACCAGAAACCCACCCAUCCAACCAGAAACCCACCCAUCCAACCAGAAACCCACCCAUCCAACCAGAAACCCACCCAUCCAACCAGAAACCCACCCAUCCAACCAGAAACCCACCCAUCCAACCAGAAACCCACCCAUCCAACCAGAAACCCACC
Molecule: messenger RNA, 1225 nt
Organism: Lethenteron reissneri (Far Eastern brook lamprey)
Lineage: Eukaryota; Metazoa; Chordata; Hyperoartia; Petromyzontiformes; Petromyzontidae
Gene: PDE6D
Product: phosphodiesterase 6D
Biological process (GO): sensory perception of light stimulus
Cellular component (GO): cytoplasm
Source: RefSeq, a predicted model, not a curated record